UUUAAUUUUAAUUCUCACAUAUGUAGGUAUAAAAUUUUGGUGAAAACACUUUUACCGACUAUGGAAUUAUAUUUGACAUCAGGGAAAGAUUUUGUAUUUCUACAGAAUGGAGCAGGAUGUUACACGUCUAAAACAACCCUAAAAUGGAUGGAAGAUUUCGGUUUCCCACUUUUGGAAUGGGUUUCUAGUAGUUCUGAUUUAUCACCAAUAGAAAUGUUGUGGCAUGAGAUCAAAAAGGUACUUCGAAAACAUCCUGCAAGAACAAUACCUCAACUUAAACAAAAACUUCAAGAUAUAUGGGAUUCGUUUACACCAGAAUUUUGCCAAGGCAUAGUUAAUACCAUGCCGCAAAGAAUUUCUGCUGUAAUAAAAAAUAAAGGCAACGUUACUCAAUGGUAA
Psylliodes chrysocephalus is the source of this 399-nucleotide messenger RNA. The record is from the annotation of a GenBank genome assembly. Lineage: Eukaryota; Metazoa; Arthropoda; Insecta; Coleoptera; Chrysomelidae.